This is a messenger RNA of Emiliania huxleyi CCMP1516, 918 nucleotides long. RefSeq names its product putative alcohol dehydrogenase. NCBI's taxonomy places the organism in Eukaryota, Haptophyta, Isochrysidales, Noelaerhabdaceae. The record is from RefSeq and is a predicted model, not a curated record. Gene Ontology annotation, molecular function: oxidoreductase activity, acting on the aldehyde or oxo group of donors, NAD or NADP as acceptor. The transcript is spliced from 6 exons. The coding region runs from base 1 to 918 and encodes 305 amino acids.
AUGGUGCAAGGCGUGAUCAUCGAAGCGGACCACAUCGUAGACACCAACCCAGCAGACGGCAGCGUCAUUGCCCGGGUGCCGAUCAGCACGCCCGCAGUGGUCGACGAGGCGCUGCAGGCAGCAAAGGCGGCACAGCCAUCGUGGGAGCAGACGCCGCUCUCUGAGCGGUGCGAGCGGAUCGCGGCCGCCGUCGCCUCCAUCGCCGAGCUGUGUGUGCGCGAGAUGGGGAAGAUCCUCUCCGAGGCGACGGAGGAGGUCGAGGGCGCGGCUGACAAGGACGAGUUUGUGCGGCACGUACGCGCCGCCAACGAAUGCGUGGUGGCGGUCUGCGCUCCUUGGAACUUCCCAGUCGACGAGAUUCUGCUGCUGGCCAUUCCAGCGCUCGCCGCCGGGAACGCGGUCGUCGUCAAGCCGUCCGAGGUGGCGCCUCUCUCGGGCCAGGCGGCCGUGGAGGCGCUGCAGGCGGGCCUCCCCUCCGGGCUGGUGGGGCUUGUGCAGGGCGACGGAGCUGUGGGGCAGCGGCUGGUCGAGUCGCCGCUGGUGGACAUGGUUGCGAUGACGGGCUCGUCCGCAACGGGCAAGCGCAUCAUGUCGGCCUGCGCGGGCGGGCUGAAGCGGCUCGAGGCGACCGCCGUCGCCCUCGCAAACGACUCCGAGUACGGCCUCUCCGCGUGCGUCUACACGGGCUCGGCGGCAAAGGGCGCUCGCGUCGCCGCGCGCAUCAAGACGGGCCAGGUCGGCAUCAACAACUGGCCGCUGAUCAACGCCGCCGCGCAAUGCCCGUGGGCGGGGCAGAAGGGCUCCGGCUUCGGCUACCACAGCGGCGAGGACGGGUGGCGGCAGUUCUCGUCGCCAAAGUCACUCGUGUACGCGACGGCCGAGGAGGCGGAGGCCGUCUUCAGGGAGCUGGUCAAGUAG